AUGGGUCUUUUAAGCACGUUAUUCAUUUUAUUUGAAGUCAGUUCACUGAUAUUUUGCGAUGAGUUGAUGCAAGUGAAUCUGUUGUAUCGUCACGGUGAUCGAACUCCAAUCUACACAUAUAAAGAUGAUCCAAACGUCAACAAAUGGGAUCUCCCAGCUGGAGCUCUCACUACGAUUGGGAUGGAACAGCAAUUCUUGCAAGGACAACGGCUGAAAAAGCGUUACGUUGGUCAACUCAAUUUCAUCAAUGGAUCCUAUAAUCCGAGAGAACUAUACGCUCGAUCAGCGGACACAUCCCGGUGCAUUCAAUCGGCCGGCGCGAAUCUCGCCGCUCUCUACAGUGGAUCCGUUGUACACCCAAAUACACCGGGAUGGCCAUCGAAUUGGAUGCCUUACCCGAUUCACACAUAUCCGUCGGAUAGUGAUACGCUCUGCGAAGAGGGUUCGAGUUCUUGCCAGCGAAUCGGUCUCCUUGAAUCGCGUCGACAAAGAGAGACUCCAUAUGUGCAAUAUUUGAUCAAAAAUCAGGAUUUUCUGAACCAAUUGACCCAAUGGUCGGGCGGGACAGUCAACGAUGCGGGGAGUAUCAAUCGAUUGUGGGAUACGUUGUAUUGUCAGAGAGCUCACAACAUGACGAUGCCGAGUUGGGCGACGAAUGACGUGUGGAAUCAGUUAAAUGAAAUGUUUAUUUACACGGAUGAUUACAAAGAUGGACUUGCUGUGCAACAAAUUGGCCCAAAUGACAACAAAGAGUUGUUGUCGUUGAGAAGCGGAGAGCUUCUAAAGCAAUUCAUCUCGAGUAUGAGCGACGUGGUGAGCAACAAUGGAUACUGGAAAUUUCAUGUUUAUUCAGCGCACGACUCAACAAUCAAAGCUCUCAUGAGAAUCUAUCACAAUGUGAAAUCGGUUCUAGGCACGAAUAACCCGGGUUACGCUUCUCAUUUGGUGCAUGAGCUGUGGAAAGACACGAAAGGAAACUAUUAUAUUCAGGUGUUAUUCUCCGAUAACGCCUACACAGAGUAUCGUCAAAUCACCUCAACCCUUGAUGGUUGUUCGAGUUUCCCAAAUGGAUGUCCAUUCAACAAUUUCACGACAUAUUAUUCCAGCUAUAUACAGGCUGAUUUUUGGAAGCAAUGUGCUCUGACAAGC
This is a messenger RNA of Mesorhabditis belari, 1149 nucleotides long. The record is from the annotation of a GenBank genome assembly. NCBI's taxonomy places the organism in Eukaryota, Metazoa, Nematoda, Chromadorea, Rhabditida, Rhabditidae.